Molecule: messenger RNA, 1689 nt
Organism: Culex pipiens pallens (northern house mosquito)
Lineage: Eukaryota; Metazoa; Arthropoda; Insecta; Diptera; Culicidae
Gene: Larp7
Product: la-related protein 7
Exons: 3
Coding region: 88-1668 (526 amino acids)
Biological process (GO): RNA processing
Cellular component (GO): nucleus
Molecular function (GO): mRNA binding
Source: RefSeq, a predicted model, not a curated record
CGCAGUGUCAACAACAAAUCCAAACAAAACGCGAUUGCAACGUUUUCAAUUUUGUGAAAUUUGAUUAGAAGAAAAAAUCAAACCAAAAUGUCCAGCGAGGCUGCCCCCGCGGAGGCAGCAGAGCAGCAGACGGGGCCCGCGGCCACCAGCGAACAGAAGGUGGUGUCCCCGGGGAAGAAGGGUCGCCACCGGAAGAAGCACAAGUACAACGCGAUCCGGCAGCAGAUGGAGUUUUACUUUUCCGACGCCAACCUGGCCAAGGACCGGUACCUGAGCCAGUGCAUCAAGGAGGAUCCUUUCAUUGCCCUGGAGGAGUUCCUCAAGUUCAACCGGAUCAAAACGUUGACCGACAGCGUGGAGGACAUCGCGGUCGCGUUGAAGAACUCCGAGCUGCUGGAACUGUCGGAGGAUCGCACGAAGGUGCACCGCGUGACCGAGUUUCGGGAGCGUGUAAACUGCGAAGACUGCACGAUCUACGUGGAAAGUCUGCCGCCGAAGGCGGACCACGAGUGGGUCCGGAACGUGUUCUCGGCGUACGGGAAGGUGGUGUACGUUUCGCUGCCAACGUUUAAGUAUUCCAAGAAGAUUAAGGAGUUUGGGUUUGUGGAGUUUGAAGAGGAGACGAGCGUGCAGAAGGCGAUCAAGACGUUCCAGGCGUUUGGGGGCGUGCUGACCUUCGAGGACACGGAGCCGGAGAAGUUGCUCAGUAUUAGCAGCUUCGGCAAGGAGAAGGAGGAAGAGGCUAAGAAGGAGAAGGAGGAAGCUAUUGCCAAGCCGGAUGAUGGUAAGCCUGCGGAGGAGCAGGAUGCAAAGGAAGAAUCGGUUGAACCUCCGGCGAAACGGGUUAAGAAGUGUGAGGACGAUACAUCCGACGGGGAACCGACCAAGGACAGCGGAAACGAGGAGUCGCACAGCGAGGUUGAGGGUGACAAAAAGGACGGUGAAGAGGGGGACAAGAAGAAGCGUCGUCGAAGGAGGGGACCCAGCGGAGUGAAGAAGGAGAUUCAGCAGGACGAUAAGGUGUACGAGUUAAAGAUCAUGUCCAAGAAGGAGUGGCGUCGGCUCAGGAACAAGUACCUGAACCUGCAGCGUGUCGAAGCGAAGAAGCUGAAGAAACUUUUUGCCACCUCGAAUAACAAGGUCGCCAACAAGGUUCAGCAGAGUCGAACCCCAAAUCAAACCGCAGGUUCAAAAACCGUUAAAUCCUCACCCCGUGUCAACUUCUACGGCGCGCUCACCGACGAGGAAGCCGCCGCCGAGGUGACCAAGUUCGAGGAGCACGACCAGCAGAACAAGCAACCGCUGUUCUCCUUCGAGCCGGGCCUCAUCGUCAACAUCCGCUUUCGCGUGCCCUGCGCCAACGUGAAGGACUUCAAGGCCGAGCUGAAGCAGUUCCCGUACGUAAAGUACAUCGAUCUGAAGGAGGGCGAUUCGCAGGCGUUCGUGCGGGUGGACAAACCCUGCUCGGCGAACGCCCUGGUCAAGGAGUACAGCAUGGCCGAGUACAGCGCGCAGAUUCUGAGCGGCGAAACGGAGAAAAGCUACUGGGAUAAGAUCAAGGGCGACCGCGAGGACAAGCUGAACAAGAAGGUCAAGGUGGAGAAGGUUCGCGGCAGGUCGAAGCUCAUGAAGAAGGUCAACACGCACAUCAAGUUUGAUGAUGAAUAAUAGCAUCCUCAACAACUAAAU